ACAAAGGUUCAGUAAAAAGAGAGACUUCUUUGCUUGCUUUCCUAUCACCAUAUUAAAUAUUUUGAAAAUUAAUAAAAAUUUUAAGACAAUAUCCAGUUUGGAGUGAAAUCUGUAAUUAAUUGUAAAAUUAAAAAAGAAAUCGAAGAAAAGGUUUCUGGAACAAAACAAACUUUUUGUAUUAACUAAAAAACAACUACGCACAAAAACAAAGCACAAAGUAUUUUUUUAUACAUUUUUACAAAUUAAGCCAACCUUCUGAACUUCCCACAUACAUAGGUUUGUGUGAGUGUUUAUGUCAUAUGUAUAUAUAGUUGUUGUGCCCACUUCUUUUUGCCGUAAUUGUAUCUGAACGUUCGUGUUCGCAGUUACUUACAAUAAAAAUCCGGACAUACGAACGGACCAUCGGUUGCCACAAGAGUGAAUAGUUUCUACGUGCGUGUGUGUGUGAUUGAGUGUGGAAGCAACAUUAUCGGCAUCAUAGCCACAAACAAACCAACAUAGUGCACAUUCACUUAUUCUUACAUUUUGCGUUAUUCUUGUUAUUGUUGUUGUUCAUUCAUUCCUUUGAAAAGUGUAAACGUCGGCAUUCGUACAAACACCAAAAAAGUCGCUGUUCAUCGUCAUCAUCAACGUCGUCGACAUAGCCAUUGUUAAAUACCUUUGCGAGGGUUGGGUGCCAAAUGCGAAGUAAGUUGAGGCGAAGUGAUUGGUGAUUGCAUUAUUUUGUGUGUCAGUCGAGCCAUUCAGUGAUUUCAGUAUAAAAACCACGUUUUUAUUGAAGCUGUGUGUGUGUGUGUAUUUAAGAACGAAAUACUCGAAAAACACAUUAAAAAAAAACAAAAACAAAAUAGAAAGAUUCUGAAAACGAUAUCAAAACCACAUCGUCACUACAUAAAGAACAGGACGCAAGAAGUUUAAGAAAACAGACAUCAGCAAAAGUUGCCCAUUUUGGUGAAAUGCAAAGCUAUGCCGACGAAUGCUUUCGAAGCUAUGGCUUCGACACUGAUAUGGAAAUGGAUAUGAAUGGGGAAGGACGAAAUGUAACAAAACCCAAAUCAAGAAGCGAUUCGCCUUUAACUAGUGCUGGCGUUCUUCUGCAACAGCCCAAGACACCUGUCGGCUUGGAAGAGGAUUCUUCGGAUGAUGUUUUACCCAACGAAAUUUCGGCUCCCUAUGAAGUGCCACAAUUUCCCAUUGAGCAGAUUGAAAAGAAAUUACAAAUACAAAGACAGCUGAAUGUACGUGCCAUGACUGAUAAGCACUCCAUACAAGGUGACACCGCGGAUGAUACCAUCAAUAUUGUGGACCAUGAUAUGAUACCAAAUUUCCAGCGUGUCUCCAUCUCGGGCGAGGAUACCAGCGGUGUACCUUUAGAGGAUUUAGAAAGGGCUUCCACCCUAUUGAUACAGGCCUUAGAAAUGCGUUCACGUUACAUGUCCAUUUCGGAACAGUCAUUUCCCACAACCACAUUGCGUUUCCUGAAGACCGUACACGAAAGUGAUCGUUUCAAUAAAAUUCAAUAUGAAGAUCGUAAAUCGAUUGCCGAAUUAAUCCGCAAGAUCAGUCUACCAAUGAUCCAUUUGCCACCCAGAGAUCACCCCAUACACCCACCGACGGAGACCAGUGAUCCUUGGGAUAUAGAAUUUCCCGCUGACAAAAAGUAUGAUAUUCGCGCAGUAGAUGGUGUGUACAAUGUUUUUCAGAAUGCGGAUUCCCAAGAGCCCAUGAUACAAAAUUAUCCCAAACUUAAGGACUUUUGUAAUGAUAUGCAAAUAAUGUGCAACAUGAUUGCCGAUGGACCCUUAAAAUCUUUCUGUUACCGUCGUCUGUGCUAUUUAUCUUCCAAAUUUCAAUUGCAUGUUUUACUUAACGAAUUGAGAGAACUGGCUUCUCAAAAGGCCGUGCCACAUAGAGAUUUUUAUAAUAUAAGAAAAGUGGACACCCACAUCCAUGCCGCCUCGUGCAUGAAUCAAAAACAUUUGUUACGUUUCAUUAAAAAGACUUUAAAGAAAAAUGCCAACGAAGUGGUGACCGUUACCAAAGGCCAAGAGAUGACUCUGGCCCAAGUAUUUCAAUCAAUGAACUUAACCACAUAUGAUCUCACAGUCGAUAUGCUGGAUGUGCAUGCCGAUCGUAAUACCUUCCAUCGUUUUGAUAAGUUCAAUGCCAAAUAUAAUCCAAUUGGUGAGUCACGAUUGCGUGAGGUAUUCCUGAAGACGGAUAACUAUUUGAAUGGCAAAUAUUUUGCCCAUAUUAUAAAGGAAGUUGCAUUUGAUCUGGAAGAGUCCAAAUACCAAAAUGCUGAGUUGCGUUUAUCGAUUUAUGGCAAAUCGCGAGAUGAAUGGAAUAAAUUGGCCAAAUGGGCCAUUGAUUACAAUGUCUAUUCGACCAAUAUACGCUGGCUUAUACAAAUACCUCGUCUUUAUGAUAUCUUCAAAUCGAAUAAACUGAUGACCUCAUUCCAAGAUAUUUUGGAUAACAUAUUUUUGCCUUUAUUCGAGGCCACCAGCCAGCCUAGCAAGCAUCCCGAGUUGCAUCGUUUCUUGCGUUAUGUCAUAGGUUUUGAUUCCGUGGAUGAUGAAUCCAAACCUGAGAAUCCUCUAUUUGAUGGCGAUAUUACAACACCACCCAAAUGGACAGAUGAUGAGAAUCCACCCUAUGCCUAUUAUAUCUAUUAUAUGUAUGCCAAUAUGGCGGUUUUGAAUCAGUUUAGAAAGGAACGUGGCCUCAAUACCUUUGUGUUACGCCCCCAUUGCGGUGAGGCUGGUCCCGUGCAGCAUUUGGUCUGUGGCUAUCUUAUGGCUGAGAAUAUUUCUCAUGGUCUAUUGCUGCGUAAAGUACCUGUGCUCCAGUAUUUGUAUUAUUUGUCACAAAUCGGUAUUGCCAUGUCCCCAUUGUCGAAUAAUUCACUUUUCCUCAACUAUCACCGUAACCCAUUGCCUGAGUAUUUGGCUCGCGGCCUUAUUGUCUCCUUGUCAACCGAUGACCCAUUGCAGUUCCAUUUCACCAAAGAACCCUUGAUGGAAGAAUACAGUAUUGCCGCUCAAGUGUGGAAGCUGAGCUCAUGCGACAUGUGCGAAUUGGCUCGUAACAGUGUAUUGAUGAGUGGAUUCCCCCAUAAAAUGAAACAACAUUGGCUGGGACCAAAUUACACACGCGAAGGUGUGCCCGGCAAUGACAUCACCCGUACCAAUGUUCCCGAUAUACGUGUGGCCUAUCGUUCAGAGACUUUGCUGGAUGAACUUUCCAAUAUUUUCAAGGUACAUCAACAUCCCCAUAUGGAGGAGAGUCCCUAGAUAACAAACAUACGAGUACUAUGAGGCAGAAGGGCUGAGAAGCCGUGGCUAUAGCAACAUUUGCAGCAGCCCCAGCCCCACUGCAGAAAGAACCAAACUUAUUUUAUACCAUUAUAACACAUUUGAAUGUCAUAUUUGUUAUUUCGUAUGUGCGAAUUUAUUUAUGUAGCUUUUUUGUAUAUAUAUAUCCAUAUGUAUAACAAAUAUGUAUUCGUAUAUUGUUGAUUCAUACAAUGAUUAAUUGAUUGACACACCCCGGGACGACAUGGUAUAUUAAAAAAAUUGAAUAGCAAAUAAUCGGGCAUUGACUGGACCAUAUUUACUUACUAAUAAUAACAACAAAAUACACACCAUA
This is a messenger RNA of Stomoxys calcitrans (stable fly), 3651 nucleotides long. Its product is annotated as AMP deaminase 2. The transcript has 12 exons. Gene Ontology annotation, biological process: AMP metabolic process; IMP salvage. The coding region runs from base 957 to 3296 and encodes 779 amino acids. The record is from RefSeq and is a predicted model, not a curated record. Gene Ontology annotation, molecular function: AMP deaminase activity. Gene Ontology annotation, cellular component: cytosol. NCBI's taxonomy places the organism in Eukaryota, Metazoa, Arthropoda, Insecta, Diptera, Muscidae.